This is a messenger RNA of Rhagoletis zephyria (snowberry fruit fly), 1313 nucleotides long. RefSeq names its product nuclear protein GV1 (gene GV1). NCBI's taxonomy places the organism in Eukaryota, Metazoa, Arthropoda, Insecta, Diptera, Tephritidae. The record is from RefSeq and is a predicted model, not a curated record.
AUGAAGUGUGAACCCCGGCCGUUUUGGUUUUCACAAACCACAUUCCCGCUAGUCAUAUGCUUCAUUUCUCUUUCCUCGGCGAUACGUGUAUAUUUCAAUACAAAUAAAGGACCCAUUUUACCGUCAAUACCAACCACUACAGUACGUCCUUUGCCACCAUUUCGCGAACCGGCGCCGGUUUGGGAGGACCAAAGCAAUGACAUACCGAAUCCGAAUCCAUACACCUAUAUUUUACCACCACCAUCUCGUCCACGAACAACUGGCAAUAACUUUGCCAACUCAGGGCAAAGGCCAUUGCACUACUACGGUAACCUUUUACUGCCCUCCAAUGUGAAUGCAUUCUACCAAGAGGUCAAUACGAAUGUAGGAGGAGGGAGCUUGGCAGCGAAAUAUAUACCCAAUGUGGGCAUUAGGUACACUGCGGUGGUGGCGCCAACAAGCAACAACAAUCAAUUUAAUCGCAACAACGGUGGCAAUAACUACUUUAGCGUCGACAACAAAUUACAUGGCAAAUAUAAUGAAAAGACGAAAAAGUACAAAGUAUACGAGAAGGUGAAAUACGUGCCACAAAACUAUCAUCCACUCUUUGCAUUGGCACCACCCAUCGAUAAACCUUACAAAUCCGUAUUUAAUCAAGAGCAGUUCAUACGCACCCAACAGCUGCCCCACAUUGAGGCACCCACUGCUUUCCGACCGUUCGACAAAAAAUCUACAGAAGCCGGAAAAUGGUUUGAUACACCAGCAACAACUCCCAAAAUGCCACCAACCACUACCUUAACUGUCAGCUCAACCGUCGGGCAAUCGAAGUUGGCGCACGAGAAGGAUGAAGUGUUGACCAAAAGUCAGUCGCUCCUAACCAAGUCGAUAUUGAAGCUACCGCACGCCUUCUCCACCGCUGCAGUUGGCCCCGCAGCUAACGCGAUUAGUAGUGGGAAGAGCAGGUGAAUGUUUAGCUGGCACCUGACAUCUCAGCUGCUAAAUAGGAGUUACUUGCGCUUUGUUGUCAGCAGCACGAAUAGAAAAUAAUAUGCUUGAGAGCCGCUUAUACCAGAAGGAAAUGUAGCUCAAAUCAAAAGCUGCUUGACACCAAAAUUGAUUGUUUGCUGUUAUAAUGCACCCAUACAUUAGAUAAGAUUGCUUUAUUUGUAAAUUCAACAACUUUCCGCAAUUGUAGUACUCAGUGAAAUAAAUUUAAUUAGUAACUGUUUAAAUGUCCCUUAAGGGCGACCAAAAUUAUUUGUACAUUGUAGGUGCUUUGCCAUAAAUCGAAAAACAAACUUAAACUUUUUAAAAUAAAAGAAAGUUUAUAUACA